UUGCACUGUAUUUUAUAAUAAUGAACAUGAAUCAGAAAAUUAGAAAAAUGUUGUUUGUAGUAAUACAAGUAUUUUCUAUAGCAGCUAAUUGAAUAAAAUGUUAUUGGUCACCUUUUAUAGUUUUCAGUUUUGUUUCUUAAUGGUUACUAUGGUAUACAAAUAGAAACAGUAAAAUAAAUAUAUAAUUUACUUCAUAUAGUAUAUUUUUUAGAAAAAUUCUAGACCCCACUAUUAUGUUCAUAAUAGUAAUAAUAAUAACUCAUGUAUAGGCUAAAUAUUCGAAAGGAAACUUAUAAGCAAUAUGUCCUAUGCAGAACAUGGUCCUCGAAUUUUUUUAGCCAACAGAUCUAACGGCGGAACACCUCUAAUAUACGGUGAUUAUGUUUUGCCCAAAAAGCGAAUAGAAGGUCGAUUAAAACUAUAUGAUUCUUGUUCAGAUAUUAGAGCUUGGAGUCCGAAUUAUGUAGAACAUUCACGUUACUUUCGUGAACUUAACGAAAAUGGUUCACCAGUGGGGAAAAUCAUACCAUUCAAUGUUGUGAUUGAUAACAUAAUUCAAUUAAAUUCACAAACUCAGAAUGAACUCCAAAUAGUCAAAAAAGAAUUAGAAAAAUAUAAAAGCCUUCAACUUUCUCCUAAACAAGAACAACAAUUACGAAGUUUAGAAAAUAAACAAGAAAUAAAAGAAUUGUUGCAAAAUGAUAAUUGUACAUCACAAUUAAAAGAUGCAUUUCUUAAUAUUAGUAAAUCAGUUCCUGCAAUUAAUUCAAAUUCAUAUUUAUCAAUUCAUGUACCCUUCAGAAAACAUUUUCAAAAUAAAACUAAAGACAAACCAAUUUUAAGAAUUCAACCAAAUGAGAUACAUUCUUAUUCUGCGACUGCAGUUGAUCCAUCUUUAAAUAAUAGUAGUUUAGUAUCAACAUAUCAAAGUAUUAAAUCACUUAUUACUGAAGGUAUAAUAAACGAAUAUCUAAAUAUUUUUAAUUUAUUUACUUUCAAUUAUGAACCCAAUUUUUCAGACAUAAAUGAUAAACCAGCACCCUGGAUAGAAUAUAUCGACGUAGGUGUACAAGUGGAUAUAAAACCAUGCAACAUAGAAAAGAUUGAUAAUCAGAUAGAUAAAUAUUUAAAUAAAACUUCAAGUUUAACACCUGCAAUAUCACGAGCAUCAUUUACACCUAAAUACAGUGAUCAAGAUACCACUAUAACGGAAUUGGACAGCAGUAGUAUACAAACAAAUAAUGACAAAGAACAAAGUUUUGAAUGCGAUGCAUCUUGUAGUGAAAGUUCACAAAAUAUUGAAACAGAAUGUAGUUUUGAUUCACAUCAAAGUACUCAUAAAGCGAUUAUUAUUCAAAAAGAUUCAGAAAUCAUUUCUUUAGAAUAUAAAUUACGUGCAAGAGAUGAUGAAUUAGAAGAAUUACGAGACGCAAACAAAGAAUUGAAAAUAUCACUAAGUACUCAACAAGAGAAUCUUAAAAUGAUACAUGACAGAUUCUUCAAAUUGUACCAUCAACAUAAUUAUGAAGUAGAAAGUUUAAAGCAACAGCUUCAUGAUUACAAACAUUUAAUAGAGCAACUACAAAAAGAUUUAAAUGAUAAAUGUAAAACUUGCCAUUUACAAUCUCAAGAAAUUGAAAAACUUCAAUUAUGCAACAAAGAUGUAGCGAUGCUACAAUCAGAGAAAAAUUGCCUUUUAAAAAAAUUACAAGAAAUGGAACAAUCUAUUAAAAACGCUAAAACUUAUAAUUUGGAAAAAAUAAAAUGUAUCUCACAACAGAAAGAUGAACUUGAAAAACAAAAUUAUGAACAAAGUUGUAUGAUAACAGAUCAAGAAGAAGAAAUAACUCAAUUAUUAGAUGUGAUUAAAGAAACGUCUAUUACAUAUGAAGAACAGAUGAAGACAAAGGAUAUGUUAGAGAAUUUAAAAGCUGAAAUUCAUAAUAAGAAUAUUAAAAUUUCUCAAUAUGAAAAGCAAUUAGUUUCUAUUAAACAAGAAAUUAGUGAUUUCUUUAAUAAUUUGAAACACGCUUUAAACAAUUUGGAAGAUCUCAAUGGUUCAUGUGACGAUGUUUGUAACUGUGCAAACUGUGAUUUAGAUAUUAAUGAAGAAGCCAACAAUGUGUUACUAAAUAUAAAUGUUAUUAUGACAAGAUUUCAAAGUUAUAAAAUAGAAAGUCAGAAUCUUUUACAACAACUACAAGAGUUAAAACAAUGUAUAGAAAAUAAUAAACAACAAAUUCAUCUGAACCAAAGUUUAGAAAAUAUAAUUUGUGAAGACUGUUAUUAUGAAUCUGAUCUAAAACUUAAAAAUACAAGCGGGAAGAAUAAUGUAAUUGUGCUUAGUAUUGAGCAAAAUAAAAGCAGUGUAAAUGAAUUAGAAUUUGAAGAUGAUAUUUCUACUUCUAUUACAAAUCACAAUUGCUUAGAUACAACAAACAACAAUUUCAACUUUUAUAAACAUGAAACUGAAUGUGACAACCGUAUUGUAGAAUUAAACCAAAAAACUAAUGUUGAUAAAGAAGGAAAAAAGAUCCUCGAAUAUUUUUCACAUUUCCUGAUUAAACUGCGUUCACUUACUCAACAAAUGAAAAUAUAUGUAGAGACUGAACGUCCAUUCAUAAUUAAACUGAUUUACAGUUUUUACGACAUUCUCGAAAAUAUUCAAUCAGCUAUUAAUAUUUCUCAGGAUAUUACAAUGAGGAAGCAACAUAUCUCUAACUUAUAUAAUCAACAUAAAGAAGAAUAUAUGAAGUGCGCUUUCAAUAUUAAAGAGUUACCUCCUGGUUUAUUGAAGAUACAAAACAAAAUAAAUGAAUUUAUUGGAACCAUUCUAUGGCAAUUGUUAGAUGAAAUAUUACAUAAAGAAAGAAACACUUUGCACGAUAAACAAAUUAAUCAUGCAUUUGAAAUGUACUUCAAAUCUUGUAUUGAUAGAGUUAAUAAUGCUCUUCACGGUGCUGGAGAUCAUCAUAUUCAAAUAGUUGAAGAAAUUGAAAAACAGCAAAAAGAGUUACAAAAAAAAGAUACAGAAAUAGCUCAGUUAAAAGAGGAAGUGGCACAGCAUUUAGCAAGGAGAGGAGAAGGCGAUUGCUUGCAUCAAAGGGAAUUAGAAAAUAGUAUUGCAAUUAAAGAACAAUUAUCAAAAGUGACUGCAGAGCUUAGUAAUAAAAAUGGAAUUAUAUUAAAAUUGAAAGACCAGCUUCAAAUAUUUAAAAAUGAAUUAUCCACACACAAUAAAAACCGUAAUGCAUUGAAGAAAAAAAAUAAGAAUUACAACAAUAUUAAAGAUAAAAAAUGUUUAUUGUUAACAGUGAAGAAUAAGAUAAUUAAAAAUUUAUCCCAGCGAUUAUCCGAAGUAAAUGAUGUAAAUGUUAAUAUGACGAGCAAACUCAUGGAAAUAGAAAGAAAAUUAUGUGACAUAAAGCACGAAAACCGCAAACUACAAGACCAAAUUAUGCAGGCAGAUACGAUUAUUUCAAAUAACAAUAAAACUAUAAUUAAUUUAAAAGAUAACAUUGAGAAAAAUGAAAAUAUUGUAUUGAGAAACAUCACAGAACAUCAAAACGUAGUAAAAGAAAAAGAUUAUGAAAUUGUGAAACUGAGAAAUGAAAAUGAAUUGUCAAGUGCAAAAUUGAAAGAUAUGGAAAAUAAAUUGAUCAAAAUGAAUCAAACAAUUACAUCUUUAACAGAGCAACAUGACAAAAUUAAUAUCAUAUAUAUGAUGCAAGAAGAUUUUGCAAAAUUAGAUAAAAGCGAGAAGAAAUUAAAAGCUGAGCUUAACAGUCUAAAAAUGCAAAUUGUAAAUGAUCAAAAUAAUAAUAAAAAACUUAAUAACAAUUUGGAUACGUUGAUAUCCGAAAAUGAGAGCUUACAAAAAUCUAUUGAAUAUUGGAAAAAUGAAAACUCCGAAUUAUCAAUUAAACUCUGUAAUGAAGUUACUGAUGUAAAGUUGAAGAAUCAAUUAUAUACUCUUUCAAACAAAAUACUCGACAGGUUAUCAAUUCUUAAAAAACAAUCUACUGUAGGAGAAAAUUUACCAACUCAUCAUUUUAAUGAACACUUGCAGAAUAAGCACACAAUAUAUCAAGAUCAACUGGCAGACAAUGAUGCUAAUGAUGUUAAUAAAAUUAAUUAUAUAAAUAGAAAUUUAAAAUCAAAGUCUAAAGACCCGGAAAAAGAAAUAAAAGAAAACGAGAUAGAAGAAAUUGAGUUACAAGAACAGCUGAAUAUCGAAAAUACAGAAAAAUAUAUAAGCUCAAAUGACUGUAUAACAUUUGAAUUUGAAUCUUCGAAAAACAAUAAUAAAAACAUAAAGCACAAAGCAAAGUCUGACAAAAAUGGGCAUUAUAGAAAUAAAAAUGAAAUUGAAAAAUUAUUGAACGAAAUUGAAAUUAAAAAUUGUAAAAUAAGAAAUUACACAGAAACUAUACAACAUUUAACGCAAGAAAAUACAGAUCUUCGUGCUAUUCUUAAAACUCAAGCAGAAGAAUAUCAAACUAAAUUGGUAUUAAUGAAGAAACGAUAUGACAGCAGUUUAAAUGCAGUUAAUGAAAGACAUAAGGAAAGCGUUGAAAUUUUACAAAAACAAUUUGAAGAUAAUUUAAAAAGUGAAAGAAUUUUUGAACCGGAAAAUUGGUUACAAUCGCUGAAUAUGAAAGAAUUAGUAGAACUUUACGAACGAAUAAGCGUAAUUAUAAAUAGCAAUGAAAAUUUAAUAUGCACAAAAAAUAAAAAUCAAUUUUUCUGUGAGAAGGAUGUACAAAAACAAUUUUAUACAGAAAUUCGUGAAAUAGAAGAAAGAUUGCAUAUGACUGAAAAAAAUAUGUAUGAAAAAACCGAUAGAAACAAUAUUUUAAAAUUAAUACAAGAUGAUUCACCUGAAAAACAAUGGCCACUUACCAUUUUAAGUGAUAUGCAAAAUUAUCCAACUUUACAAACACAAGACGACAAGCCUAGUAUGGAGCACAAUAUUAAGUUUCCGUAUUGUGAAGAGAAAUCCCCAGUACUAGAAAAUAAAUAUAAAAAAGAAAAACAAGCAGAAAAAGAUAGUACUUUUGAUCAGCAGAGAUGGAAUUUUAUAAAUCAAUGCAGCGCAUACCAUAAAUUAAGCAAUAAUUACGAAUAUUCUCGGUCUAUUCAUACAGAUUAAUUUCGUUAAAAACUUUUUUUAUAACAAAGCUAUUUAACACAGUGAAAAAAUAAUUUGAAAAA
Molecule: messenger RNA, 5214 nt
Organism: Megachile rotundata (alfalfa leafcutting bee)
Lineage: Eukaryota; Metazoa; Arthropoda; Insecta; Hymenoptera; Megachilidae
Source: RefSeq, a predicted model, not a curated record